Danio aesculapii is the source of this 1055-nucleotide messenger RNA. RefSeq names its product calaxin (gene clxn). Bases 389 to 1042 code for a protein of 217 amino acids. The transcript has 6 exons. The record is from RefSeq and is a predicted model, not a curated record. Gene Ontology annotation, molecular function: calcium ion binding. Lineage: Eukaryota; Metazoa; Chordata; Actinopteri; Cypriniformes; Danionidae.
CAUAACCAUAAAUUACAAAAGUAACUAUUAUAUUUUCAUCAAUAAACAUUGACACUCUUUUUCUCGCACUUUUCCACACACAAUACCAGUAAAUGUGGGUUUCCAGGUGUGAACAACAAAUAAAGCAAUUACCAUCAAUGUGUGUUUGACAAGAUAAAAUGUGUAUAUGACCACAUACUCUAUCCGCCGGUAUACGACUUUAAACGAAGAAAUUACCGUCAUAAAUUUGCAAAAUGUGUCCCUGAGGCUGAGGGGUAAACGCUCGACUAGCUGGCGUUAAACCGAUAUAUCCUGAUUUGUGUACGCAGUGCUCGUCACAAGAUUGCUCCGCCCACAUUACACGUUUCCAUAGCAACAUUCAACCAAAGACUAAAAAGAGAGUAAAAACAUGCAGAAAAUGUCCGCAAUGAACAGAAAAGUAAUUCAAAACCUCGCCGAGACUUUAUGCAAACAAGUCAAACAUUUUAAUAAAACAGAGACGGAGUGUCUGAUAAAGUUGUUCAACAGUCUGCUGGGAGAGCAGACAGAGAGAAAGGCGAAUCAUGGAGUGGACCGGGCUAAAUUCAGAAAUAUACUGCACAACACUUUCGGGAUGACCGACGAUAUGAUGACUGACCGAGUUUGCCGUGUCAUUGACAAGGACAAUGAUGGCUACUUAAGCAUUAAAGAGUGGGUUGAAGCUCUGUCUGUCUUUCUAAGAGGCACACUGGAUGAAAAAAUUAAAUACUGUUUUGAGGUGUAUGACCUGAACGGGGAUGGAUACAUCUCACGGGAGGAGAUGUUUCAGAUGCUGAAAGACAGCCUCAUCAGGCAGCCUACCGAAGAGGAUCCCGAUGAGGGGAUUAAGGAUAUUGUGGAGAUUGCCUUGAAGAAAAUGGAUUAUGACCAUGAUGGGAGAGUUUCUUAUGCAGAUUUUGAGAAGACGGUCAUGGAUGAAAACCUUUUACUAGAAGCUUUUGGAAACUGCCUUCCUGAUGCAAAGAGCGUACUAGCAUUUGAGCAACAGGCAUUUCAGAAACAACACGAACACUGGAAAGAAUGACUGGAUUUUGUGG